This is a messenger RNA of Scatophagus argus, 4549 nucleotides long. RefSeq names its product KH and NYN domain containing (gene khnyn). Bases 362 to 3280 code for a protein of 972 amino acids. Gene Ontology annotation, cellular component: nucleus; cytoplasmic ribonucleoprotein granule. Lineage: Eukaryota; Metazoa; Chordata; Actinopteri; Scatophagidae. Gene Ontology annotation, molecular function: RNA endonuclease activity; mRNA binding. The record is from RefSeq and is a predicted model, not a curated record. The transcript has 9 exons.
GGUUUUGUCUUCGGGGUUUCCACCGGGUGACAGACUUCCUCAUCCGCCUGUCCGCCCCUGCUCCGAAAGCUGAGACGAUUUGUUUGACCUGAUUUUCAACCUCCUCCGUGGAGCCAUCAUUCUGUUGUUUGUGUGUGUGUGGUUGUGUGUCGGGGGGGAGCAUUACAGCAUGUGUCGGACUUUGGAUUCAUGUUGUUGUCUUAUGAUUGCGGAAGCCUGAAGCGAUCCGCGCUGCCUCUCCGUGAAGCAGCCCGCUGGAAACGAAACUCUGAGAGGCGCAGCGCGAUCGAUCGACCGACCGAGCGACCGACCUACCGACCUCACUAUGCUCAGCUCUUUCACACCUGUUUGAGAACAAGAGAUGGACGGCGAGAGAAGCGAUGGAGGCGAAGGAGGAGAACCGGAGGUGGUGGAUGAGUUCGCGUGCGCCGGGAUGCUGCGUGGAUCUCUGAACUCCCUGCACGGCACCGUGGAGAGGAUCUUCGGGGUGACGUUCGACAUCGGGGUGGACGAUGUGUCUCAAGGCAACAACGGGCAGAUAUGGCUGAAACUACGAGGGGAGAGCAGCAGUGUGAAAUCCGCCAAAUUAUUUGUGAAGGGACUUGUGAACCAGGAGGAGCAGCAGGAGGUUUCCUACCCCGACGUUCUUCACUGCGUCUUCUGCGGAGCCAGAGGGCUGUUCAUGGACUGCCUGAUAAGAAACACCUCGGCGCAUAUCGUGGUCGGCUCUAUAGGAUCCCUGCUUAUAUCAGGUCUUGCAGAGCCCGUAGUGCGAGCCUACUCCCUUAUUACAGACCUGGUGGACAGGUACAAGGGCACACAGUCCAGACGCUCUGAGACUGGGGACAGAAGCUCAGGCGAGUCUUUGGAUUCACGUCGGGCCUUCAAAACUCUGGUGGAGAAAUGGGAAGACAGGCACAUCUUGGAUCUGCUGGUGUUACCGGGUUCAGUGAAGGAAAUUCUGCUGGAUUUGGUGAAAGAAUCGGGGCUUGGAUCAAACUCCAGCUGGGCACUGAGAGAUGGAAAUGCAGAGGGAAGGUCACAUGGGAAUUCGGAGGGUAGAUGGGACAGCACUACUGAUCGGUGGGUUGAAGGGAUGACUGCAGUGUCGCAGAGCAAAAACCCUGCAACCAAAGACUCCUUGUUCCAGUCUUUCCUUACAUCUGCAGGCGCCCGAGGGAGAGCAGAGGGUGCUGAGGAAGGACUCGUGCAUUCUCCGCAGGAGGUGGGACAAGAGGAGCGAGAUACCAAAGUGACAGAGGGAUUAGGGAAGGUGGAUGAACAGAAACUUCAGUUUUUGCUGCUUUUGAAGUUCUUCACAGCUAUGGGGUACACGGAGGACGUCGUGAAACGAGUCCUCGCUCGAACGGGACCCAAAGAGGCCUCGCAGAUACUAGACUUGGUUCAGCAGGAGCAGGAUCGCAGUGAUCGGAUGCAGAAAAUUAAGUAUCUCCAAGACCAGGAAAAUCAAGACAUCAUUGGGUUCGAUCAGAGCGGGAGGAACCGACCGUGCGAGACGGAGCACAGAGAGGAUGAAGAAAUGGCAGUCGGAGGAGGAGUUAUGGUGAUAACUAAUAAUGUAGAGGGGCUGGAUGUUUGUGAGGGAGAGGAGCAUGGAGCGGCAGGAAGCACGAGACACUCUGAGGGAAAGGUUAGCGAAGUGGAAAAGGAGAAAGGACAGGAGGAGGACUUUGUCCUGGGAGUGUUGAAGAAAGCUGCAGCCAGCUGCGGGUACAUGGAGCAGAAAGUAGCCAAAGUCUACAACAUGCUGCCCGAUCAAUCCACCCACCAGCUGCUCCUGGAGCUGCAGAGAGAUGAGAGCAACAAGACGAGCGACUUAAGGGAGGGACUGAGAGAGAUGGAUGAUGUGCUUGUGGAGAAAGCAGCACCAAAAGUUGAACCAGCAGCUGAUGAAGAAAGAGGAGAAAUUGAGCUUUUCAUACCUGCAGAAAAGAGAGAAACUGAUGACAAAGAGCCGGGGGCAGUGCCAAAACUAACUGCUUCAGAGCCAGAUCUGUUUCCUUGGAUGAACAAGCCCCAGCAGCCUACCACAAACAAACACACCUCUCAGCCAAAGCGACAGCAGACUCCCCAACAAACCAUCCUUCCUGAAGUGAAAGGGCCACCCAUGUCUACUUAUUCCUCAUCCUUAGGUCCUCCCCAUGCCAAUUUCCAAACCCUCUACUGGCCUAACCCUCCCACAUCCAAACAAAACCAUCCAGCCUUAGACAACGUCUUACAUCCAAGUCCUCAGUCUUCGAACUCCUUAAAGCAAACACUGCAAGCUACUCAACCCCUCAUCUUCCCGGGCAAAGAAUCACCUCCCACCAGAGGGAGGGCCAACUCUUCAGUGGUGGUGACAGGCGAGCAGCGGUUCCUGGAAGGCCUGCAGAAGCCCUUUGACCUCCAGCUAACGGACAAGCCUGGAGACUCGAAUCUCAGGGCAAUCAUCAUUGACGGGAGCAACGUGGCCAUGAGUCACGGGUUGGGUCAUUUUUUCUCCUGUCGUGGGAUCGCCCUCGCCGUCCAACACUUUUGGGACCGAGGCCAUCGCAACAUCGUCGCCUUCCUGCCUCAGUGGAGACAGAAGAACGACCCCAAAACCAAAGAGCAGCACUAUCUAGGUGAGCUGCAGAAGCUGGGCCUGCUCUCCUACACCCCGUCCAGAGACUUCCAGGGCAAGAGGAUCAGCUCGUACGACGACAGGUUUAUGCUCCAACAUGCGCAGAAGGCAAACGGAGUGAUCGUAACUAACGACAACCUGAGAGACCUUUUAGAUGAGUCGCCUGUGUGGAGGGACAUCAUCAAAAAGAGGCUUCUCCAGUACACGUUUGUCGGGGAUCACUUCAUGGUGCCGGACGACCCGCUGGGCAGAGGUGGGCCUCACCUGGAUGACUUCCUACGCGCUGAGCACAGGACUCCUGAUCCUGGAAACCACUCCUUUGCCGGCAUAGCCACUGCUUUUCCUUCCUCCAAACCUCCACGCUCCCAAACUGAGGUCCUGAACUACCGCGACCGAACACCGGGUGGAGCUCUGGAUGCGGGACGUGGAGGGGGCCGGGGCAGAGGGGGCGGGCACGGGAAAGGAUGGGACUUCGGGCACCGGCAAAAGAAGUCCGGAGCUUCAGCUGCAGUCAGGAGUCCAGAGGCAACAGCCAGCUUGAGAGAGCAGCUCUGUCAGGUUUUUGCUGGCCAGGACAACAUGGUGGCGCUGGUGCUGCAGUGCCACCCGGCAGAGACGGACAUCAAUGUGCUGUCUGGUCUGAUCUUGGAGCAGUAGAAGGACUAGGCGUCUUUCAGCCUUGUUGUUUUCCCCGGGUUAAGGAUUAUAGUUGUGUUCCCCUACCAAAGCAACUACAGACACACUGGCUAAUCACUGAUGUGCAUUAACAAGGAUUUUAUGAAAAGACCAACACGCUUUCUUCCAUUUGAACACAGAUUCUUGGGUUCAUGUAUUGCUGUUUCUCUCCCCAUCAUCUGGUGGAUAAUUUUACUUUAAAAGUCAUGUGUUUUAAAGAUCAGAAGCCACUCUCCUGUGUAUACUUUAAUAUCCAGAGCAGAAAUGUCCCUGUAAUUGUGAUUCUGCAGAGCGUCUAACAAUGCUAAGCAGGUUAGCCAUCCCUUUUUGUAAUUUAUUUGGAAAAUUAGUUUUUAGAAGUGGAGUUGAACUAAUUUUCCCUGUCGUCCAGAUGAUCCACUUAUUUGUGCGUAGUUGUUGCUGGAGACUUCCAAGUAACAGCCCCCAUUUGACCACUUUGUCCUCGUGGGUCCUUCUAUUCUCCCUCAGCCUCCUGUGUUGAUCCUGUUCAGGUGAAAGGACCAAACUUUGGUCCGUCAUUUGCCGCUAGUCCGCCCGCUAAUGUGAGCAUUUAGCUCAAGAUCAUCUUCACAGGGCAGGCUGGCAUGGCUGCACACCCUGUAGUCUUAGCUUGUUCUACCACGAUUACAAGUAAGAUCAAUGCAUGAUGACGCUUGCAUCCUCCCCAGUGGCGUUUUAGCGGUUUGACGUCACCGGCCCUCCUCCGGUGAACCUCUUGGAGAACCGCUGUGCAGCCGAUAUGCAUAGAUUUUCUUGUUUUCUUGUUGUGGAGUCGAGGAAGUAAUUGUGCUUAAAUGUGCCAACAAUCCGUUUUUUUCAUCGUCAUACUAAAUUGAUUGUAACCUGCUAAACUUCAGCCUGAACAGCCUGCUGUGUGUCUGUGGGGGGCACACGGGUAACACUGAGUGGAGGUUUUGUAUGACGUGAUUUGCUGCACCAGCUGUGGGGGUGGUUUUCAUAUUGCUAAUGUCAGGAUAAUACUAAACCAAGCCUUACAACGUUCUGUACACUCAGUUUUAUACUUAUUUGUGUUGUUUUUGUGUGUAUAUUAUAAAAUUCUGAUGUUGAACUCUGCCCGUGCUCAUGUAUUAAACUAUUUCUUGAUUCGGGGGAUUUAAAAAGAAAAAAAAAAAGUUGUAGCUGGUCUUUGAAGUGUUUCCGUGGUAACCUGUGUCUCUGAAUGUCAAGAACCAUCAGAUAAAAAAAUCAUGUCAACGUAACAAAUUAAAA